AUGUGGGUGCCAGACCAUUCCACGGCGCCUCUCAAGAUGGACAGCCGCUACACCAGCUCCGCGGGCCUCGGGGAUUUAAACCAGCUGAGCACGGCCAUCCCGGCCACGCGAGUGGAGGUGUCCGUGUCCUGCAGAAAUCUUCUGGACAGAGACACGUUUUCUAAAUCUGAUCCAAUUUGUGUCUUAUAUAUACAAGGAGUUGGAAAUAAAGAAUGGAGAGAGUUUGGAAGGACUGAAGUAAUUGAUAAUACUUUAAAUCCUGAUUUUGUAAGAAAAUUUAUUCUGGACUACUUUUUUGAAGAAAAAGAGAAUCUUCGUUUUGAUUUGUAUGAUGUUGAUUCGAAGAGUCCCAACUUGUCCAAACAUGACUUUCUGGGACAAGUGUUUUGUACAUUGGGGGAGAUUGUUGGUUCACAGGGAAGUCGCCUGGAAAAGUCCAUAGUAGGAAUUCCAGGGAAGAAAUGUGGUACAAUCAUACUUACAGCAGAGGAAUUAAACUGUUGCAGAGAUGCUGUUCUAAUGCAAUUUUGUGCAAAUAAAUUGGACAAGAAGGACUUCUUUGGAAAAUCAGAUCCUUUUCUUGUAUUUUAUCGAAGUAAUGAAGAUGGCAGUUUUACAAUCUGUCAUAAAACAGAAGUUGUCAAAAACACUCUAAAUCCUGUAUGGCAAGCGUUCAAGAUCUCAGUAAGAGCUUUAUGUAAUGGCGAUUAUGACAGAACAGUCAAAGUAGAGGUGUAUGACUGGAAUCGAGAUGGAAGUCAUGAUUUCAUUGGAGAAUUUACAACAAGCUACAGGGAACUUUCUAGAGGGCAAUCACAGUUCAAUGUAUAUGAGGUGAUAAAUCCCAGAAAGAAAGGAAAAAAGAAGAAAUAUACUAAUUCAGGAACAGUCACCUUGCUGUCUUUCUUGGUAGAAACAGAAGUUUCAUUCCUCGACUAUAUUAAGGGAGGAACGCAAAUCAAUUUCACAGUGGCUAUUGAUUUUACUGCAUCAAAUGGCAACCCUGCCCAGCCCACUUCUCUCCACUACAUGAACCCUUAUCAACUGAAUGCCUAUGGUAUGGCACUGAAAGCAGUGGGAGAAAUCGUUCAAGAUUAUGACAGUGAUAAAAUGUUCCCAGCUCUAGGUUUUGGUGCAAAACUGCCUCCGGAUGGAAGGAUAUCUCAUGAGUUUGCUUUGAAUGGGAACCCCCAAAACCCCUACUGUAAUGGCAUUGAUGGUGUCAUGGAAGCUUAUUAUAGGAGUCUGAAAUCUGUGCAACUGUAUGGGCCAACCAAUUUUGCUCCUGUAAUUAAUCAUGUAGCAAGAUAUGCUGCUUCCGUAAAGGAUGGCUCCCAGUAUUUUGUGCUCCUAAUUGUGACAGAUGGUGUUAUCUCAGAUAUGGCUCAAACUAAGGAGUCCAUAGUUAACGCUUCAAAACUUCCAAUGUCAAUAAUUAUAGUAGGUGUUGGACCAGCAGAAUUUGAUGCAAUGGUUGAAUUGGAUGGAGAUGAUGUAAGAGUUUCCUCCAGAGGAAAAUACGCUGAAAGAGACAUUGUGCAGUUUGUGCCAUUCAGAGAUUAUAUUGACAGAAGUGGAAACCACAUUCUGAGCAUGGCUAGAUUAGCUAAAGAUGUCCUAGCGGAGAUCCCUGAGCAGUUUCUCUCCUACAUGAGGGCCAGAGGAAUCAAGCCAUCACCUGCACCUCCUCCAUACACCCCAUCAACACAUGUGUUACAGACUCAAAUAUAA
Messenger RNA from Budorcas taxicolor (takin), 1731 nucleotides. RefSeq names its product copine 8 (gene CPNE8). NCBI's taxonomy places the organism in Eukaryota, Metazoa, Chordata, Mammalia, Artiodactyla, Bovidae. Gene Ontology annotation, biological process: cellular response to calcium ion. The coding region runs from base 1 to 1731 and encodes 576 amino acids. The transcript has 20 exons. The record is from RefSeq and is a predicted model, not a curated record. Gene Ontology annotation, molecular function: calcium-dependent phospholipid binding. Gene Ontology annotation, cellular component: plasma membrane.